Puma concolor (puma) is the source of this 2478-nucleotide messenger RNA. It is a transcript of the gene ST8SIA3, whose product is annotated as ST8 alpha-N-acetyl-neuraminide alpha-2,8-sialyltransferase 3. The record is from RefSeq and is a predicted model, not a curated record. Gene Ontology annotation, biological process: N-glycan processing; oligosaccharide metabolic process. Gene Ontology annotation, molecular function: alpha-N-acetylneuraminate alpha-2,8-sialyltransferase activity. NCBI's taxonomy places the organism in Eukaryota, Metazoa, Chordata, Mammalia, Carnivora, Felidae.
AUGUCUGCAGACUGCCCAACGUCUUCCCGAGAUGCUUCUUCCUCUUACAGCACGUUGUGCACCAGCCCCGAUGCUUCAGCCUCUGCGGAUUUAAUCAAGGUUGCUCUGCUCAUGUCCAGUGUCAACCAUAUUCCUUUUGUCUACAGAUCUGACAACAGAGGGAAGAGCUUCCUGGGGGGAGCUGCCCAGACUCAGGCCCCCUUUGUUGUGUCUCCAAAUCCUCCCUUCCAAUCCUGGCACUUUGCAGAAGGCUCUGUGUCCCCACUCAGCGAUGGCACCUUGCUUGUUCCGAAUGAGCCACAGGAGGGCUCCCAGAGGUUUCCUGGAAUGCAGAAGCAGGUGGAGAACCCAAGGUGCAAGGAGCUGCUGGGAUCUUUCAGUAUAAAGAAACUGGUGACGACCCUGAAUGUGGGGCUUCAGAGCAGAAAACUGGGUGUAGGUCUAGACUCCUGUCCUCUGGCCCAGUCUGGGAUCCUCUAUAAUCCUCUGCAGGCCUGUUUGGAUGAACGAUUUCCCUUACCCCGCCCCCUGGCCUGGGAAUUUGCCUCUUGGGAAUUAGGCUCCUCAUUUAAUCUGAGCCAUGAAGAGGCCAUGAAACUAACCUUGGCUGAUCAAGGCAAAGUACACUCCUCUGUACUGAUCCAAGACCAAGAGCAUCUGGGGCUGCAAAGGUCAAAUGUAUCCAUCAGGAUUAGACAACUGGAAGGACCUAAGGAUGGUUAUACCAAUGGGGAAAACAGUGACAUGACCCUCCAUCCCAACUACUCAACUGUUGGAGGCAGCGAAUAUGUGACUCUCCAUCCAGACUACAUCAACAAUGGGUCUGUAGCCUUGGCAGUUCCUUCAACCCAGAGACCCCUCGUUGUUUUACAGGAGGACGCCGUGUUACAGUCCUUAGACCCACAGCACCCUACUUCCAAGCACCAGGAAGAAAGGGUGGCCAUUCUGACACUACAUGCCAAAAUUCAGUGUCCUGGGGGACUGUGUCAGAUCAGGCCCCCCUGGCCAAACCCCUGUCGCCCACAUCUGUAUCUAGCCGGCGGCCGGGGACGCACAGCGCGGCGCGUUCCAUCGCCACGCCGCCGCGCAGGCCCUCCAUCUUCCUGCCCAGCCUCCUGGCCCCGCUCGGCCCUGCCUGGGGGGUCGGCUUCUCUCUGGGGCUCCUGCCCUUCCCCACCUCGGGCCUCCGCGGCUCCCCUGCCCGGUCCCCCUCCCCCGCCACACACGCUGACACGCGCGGGCGAACAUACACACACUCACACUGACACGCCAGCGAGCUGCUGGCCGCUCAAUGGACCGAUUUCCCUGCUUCCCUUGAUCCCAGCCCAGCCCGGGAUGAGAAAUUGCAAAAUGGCCCGGGUCGCCAGUGUGCUGGGACUGGUCAUGCUCAGCGUCGCCCUGCUGAUUUUAUCGCUCAUCAGCUACGUGUCCCUGAAAAAGGAGAACAUCUUCACCACUCCCAAGUACGCCAACCCGGGGGCGCCCCGAAUGUACAUGUUCCACGCGGGAUUCCGGUCACAAUUUGCGCUGAAGUUUCUAGAUCCGUCAUUUGUGCCCAUUACGAAUUCUCUGACCCACGAACUCCAAGAGAAACCUUCUAAGUGGACAUUUAAUCGGACAGCGUUUUUACAUCAAAGGCAAGAAAUUCUUCAGCAUGUCGAUGUAAUAAAAAAUUUUUCUUUGACCAAGAAUAGUGUUCGGAUCGGACAACUGAUGCACUAUGAUUAUUCCAGCCAUAAAUAUGUUUUCUCUAUUAGCAAUAACUUCCGAUCACUGCUUCCAGAUGUGUCACCCAUUGUGAAUAAGCAUUUUAAUAUUUGUGCUGUGGUUGGAAAUAGUGGGAUCCUGACAGGGAGCCGGUGUGGACAAGAAAUAGAUAAGUCAGAUUUUGUUUUCCGUUGCAAUUUUGCCCCUACGGAGGCUUUCCAAAGAGAUGUUGGAAGGAAAACCAACCUUACCACCUUCAACCCCAGCAUUCUGGAAAAAUAUUACAACAAUCUUUUGACCAUUCAGGACCGUAACAACUUUUUCCUGAGUUUAAAAAAGCUCGAUGGGGCCAUUCUUUGGAUCCCUGCAUUUUUCUUCCACACUUCAGCAACUGUUACCAGGACAUUAGUUGACUUUUUUGUUGAACACAGAGGUCAGUUAAAGGUCCAAUUGGCUUGGCCUGGAAAUAUAAUGCAACAUGUCAACAGGUACUGGAAAAACAAACAUUUGUCACCCAAACGGCUGAGCACAGGUAUUCUCAUGUACACCCUUGCGUCAGCGAUGUGUGAAGAGAUCCACUUGUAUGGAUUUUGGCCUUUUGGAUUUGACCCCAACACAAGGGAAGAUCUUCCAUACCAUUAUUAUGACAAAAAAGGGACCAAAUUUACCACCAAGUGGCAGGAGUCACACCAGCUGCCUGCCGAGUUUCAGCUGCUGUACCGAAUGCAUGGGGAAGGGCUCACCAAGCUGACUCUGUCACACUGUGCCUAA